This is a messenger RNA of Mandrillus leucophaeus (drill), 2153 nucleotides long. RefSeq names its product NADH dehydrogenase (ubiquinone) Fe-S protein 2, 49kDa (NADH-coenzyme Q reductase) (gene NDUFS2). NCBI's taxonomy places the organism in Eukaryota, Metazoa, Chordata, Mammalia, Primates, Cercopithecidae. Gene Ontology annotation, molecular function: quinone binding; NADH dehydrogenase (ubiquinone) activity; NAD binding. The record is from RefSeq and is a predicted model, not a curated record. The transcript has 17 exons. Bases 499 to 1941 code for a protein of 480 amino acids. Gene Ontology annotation, biological process: mitochondrial electron transport, NADH to ubiquinone.
CCCACACUGCAGAGGAAGCACACUUGGGGGAGGCAAUUUGGCCCAUGCAGGAUGCAGCAGAAGUGAGAGUGCCCUGGAGGACAGGAAUUGAGUCCUACCCAGGGAAAGUUCAUGAGCUGCAGUGAAGGCCGACUGGAGCCCAUCAUCCUCCACGAUAGCACAGCUCCGAGCCGGGUCACACACGGUGCCCACAUCAGCCAUACCCAGUGUGUCGCAAGUGGAGACUCCACACAGGUCCUGUGGAGAGGGAUCAUAGAAGAAAAGCCAGCCAGGAGCUGUGGGAGGAACCGCCCUCAGUAAAGAUGAUGGCUGUCACCGUUAUCUAAACGCAAGUGAAGCCGAGUCACAGGACCCGGAUGUUUUCAGGUCGACGGUAAACGACCCUGCCAGCUUCCAAAAGGGCGGCUUCACUGUGCGAAUAGGUGAGAAGCCAACAAGGAGGCGCGCUGGAGUCACUUCCGCCCGGUUCACCUUCCCGCAGUCUGCAGCCGGAGUAAGAUGGCGGCGCUGAGGGCUCUGUGCGGCCUCCGGGGCGUCGCGGCCCAGGUCCUGCGGCCUGGGGCUGGAGUCCGACUGCCGAUUCAGCCCAGCAGAGGUGUUCGGCAGUGGCAGCCAGAUGUGGAAUGGGCACAGCAGUUUGGGGGAGCUGUUAUGUACCCAAGCAAAGAAACAGCCCACUGGAAGCCUCCACCUUGGAAUGAGACAGGGUCUUGCUGUGUUGACCAGGCUGGUUUCAAACUCCUGGCCUCAGAUGUGGACCCUCCAAAAGACACAAUGGUGAAGAACAUGACCCUGAACUUUGGGCCCCAACACCCAGCAGCGCAUGGUGUCCUGCGACUAGUGAUGGAAUUGAGUGGGGAGAUGGUGCGGAAGUGUGAUCCUCACAUUGGGCUCCUGCACCGAGGCACUGAGAAGCUCAUUGAAUACAAGACCUAUCUUCAGGCCCUUCCAUACUUUGACCGGCUAGACUACGUGUCCAUGAUGUGUAAUGAACAGGCCUAUUCUCUAGCUGUGGAGAAGUUGCUAAACAUCCGGCCUCCUCCCCGGGCACAGUGGAUCCGAGUGCUGUUUGGAGAAAUCACACGGCUGUUGAACCACAUCAUGGCUGUGACCACACAUGCCCUGGAUCUUGGGGCCAUGACCCCUCUCUUCUGGCUGUUUGAAGAAAGGGAGAAGAUGUUUGAGUUCUACGAGCGAGUGUCUGGAGCCCGCAUGCAUGCUGCUUAUAUCCGGCCAGGAGGAGUGCACCAGGACCUUCCCCUUGGGCUUAUGGAUGACAUUUAUGAGUUUUCUAAGAACUUCUCUCUUCGGCUUGAUGAGUUGGAGGAGAUGCUGACCAACAAUAGGAUCUGGCGAAAUCGGACAAUUGACAUUGGGGUUGUAACAGCAGAAGAAGCACUUAACUAUGGUUUUAGUGGAGUGAUGCUUCGGGGCUCAGGCAUCCAGUGGGACCUGCGGAAGACCCAGCCCUAUGAUGUUUACGACCAGGUUGACUUUGAUGUUCCUAUUGGUUCUCGAGGGGACUGCUAUGAUAGGUACCUGUGCCGGGUGGAGGAGAUGCGCCAGUCCCUGAGAAUUAUCACACAGUGUCUAAACAAGAUGCCUCCUGGGGAGAUCAAGGUUGAUGAUGCCAAAGUGUCUCCACCUAAGCGAGCAGAGAUGAAGACUUCCAUGGAGUCACUGAUUCAUCACUUUAAGUUGUAUACUGAGGGCUACCAAGUUCCUCCAGGAGCUACAUAUACUGCCAUUGAGGCUCCCAAGGGAGAGUUUGGGGUAUACCUGGUAUCUGAUGGCAGCAGCCGCCCUUAUCGAUGCAAGAUCAAGGCUCCUGGUUUUGCCCAUCUGGCUGGUUUGGACAAGAUGUCUAAGGGACACAUGUUGGCAGAUGUCGUUGCCAUCAUAGGUACCCAAGAUAUUGUAUUUGGAGAAGUAGAUCGGUGAGCAGGGGAGCAGCGUUUGAUCCCCCCUGCGUAUCAGCUUCUUCUGUGGAGCCUGUCCCUCACUGGAAAUUGGCCUGUGUGUGUGUGUGUGUGUGUGUGUGUGUAUAUGUGUGUGUACAUGUUCAUGUACACUUGGCUGUCAGGCUUUCUGUGCAUGUACUAAAAAAGGAGAAAUUAUAAUAAAUUAGCCGUCUUGCGGCCCCUAGGCCUAAA